Messenger RNA from Synchiropus splendidus (mandarinfish), 4057 nucleotides. RefSeq names its product CCR4-NOT transcription complex, subunit 10 (gene cnot10). The record is from RefSeq and is a predicted model, not a curated record. Gene Ontology annotation, molecular function: protein binding. The transcript has 18 exons. NCBI's taxonomy places the organism in Eukaryota, Metazoa, Chordata, Actinopteri, Syngnathiformes, Callionymidae. Gene Ontology annotation, cellular component: CCR4-NOT complex. Gene Ontology annotation, biological process: mRNA catabolic process; negative regulation of translation. Bases 1905 to 3929 code for a protein of 674 amino acids.
UGCCUUUGCAUUCCUCAGUGGGGUUUUGACCUGUCGUGUAGCUUAGCAGCAGAGACAUUAGCUGAUUGAAUGUUCAUGUUCAACUGUUGUUUGUCCUCUCAGUAUUAGUCAGACAUCAAGAUUGAUGUCCUUGUAAGUUGCUUGUGCACUUCACGUAUUUACACCAUUGCCACAAAGUCAGUGAACGUGAAACUUCUGGACUCGUUUGAAUUGGAUAAUGCAAUGUCUUAGAACUGCAACAUUUGACCUAAGCGUCAGAUAAAUAUGAUCGACUUGGCACUUCGCUCUCAAUGUGAACUCGUUCUGUGUCCCAAAAGAACAAAACGAUGCGAAGCACGACAACUCACCACCACCACCCGGGAUCACAGAUCAGGAGAAGGAGAUGGCAGCCGGUGCUUAUGAAGCGUUUCAGGUAAACGUUCACGUCUUAAUAUUAAACGUGCUGCUAUACCUCUGAAGGCAUUCUUGGCAAACAAAAACAAUUGUAAUUUUAAUUGUAUUUUUUGCUUGUUUAGCUUAGUAUAGUUAGCGCACGUCAUAUUUUCUCCCACAAACUGCCCUCUUUCAUUUACAUUAUGAAAUGUUCAAUCUUGACAAAUACAUUACAUGCCUAAAAUCUAAAUAUCGAUGUUAACUUCAUUAAUGUUCUAACUACGUUGUAAUAAGAUGACAUACCUAUUUAGUUAUUUAAAAGGUCGAAUUUUAGCUUUUUUUAAUGGUGUCUAAAUGAUACUGAAUUGUGCAGAAUCUUCUCUGUUGAAAAACUCCACAGCAUCAACUUGAAAACUCUCCCAGUUCACUUACUCAUUUCUAUGUUAAAUCAAAACUAAAUGAACAGCAUCUCAUUUAACUGUUCACUUUUUGUUUGACUAUUUAAUUAUGCCACAUUUAUUGAUGUACUUGAAAUAUUACUUGAAUCAUGUGUGUUAUAAAAGGUGUUUCCCAUUACCAAUGUGGAAUAGGUGAAUAGGUAGUGUUUAAUGAAAAGGCUCCAUAUGUUCCAUUUCAUUUCUACAUCUAAGAUACAAGAAGAAAUAAUUAAUAAAUUAAUGGUUUUACCGUGAUAUCAUAUGAGUGCAUUUGGAUUGAAUAAAGAGUUGCAAUUGAAUUGAAUUAAAUUGACGUAUUUGUAGAUAAUCACACUCACCGAGUUAUGGAGCACCGUGUCGGUGUGCAGUUCAUGCCGCCAGGAUACAGAUUAAUGCGUGUGCUGUCAGUGGUGUAUAUAUAACUACUGGUAGGCCAGAGUUCCAGGGUAAUUUAUUUAUCACCAAUUAUACUCGUCAUUGCUGAUUAAUUCAUGUGUCUGUGAUGUUUGAGCCCCGUGAAUUUCUUGUGAUGGUGACAUGGCUUCAAACCUAAUAAGCCAUAACAAUACCGUUUUGGGAUGAAGUAUCUUAAAUCGCAGUAAAUGCUUAAAAGGCACGUUUUCUUCUUCAAAGUGAGCAGAUUUCUGACAACAAAGUCAUACAGUCAAGUGGACCAAUCAGAGCAGUGCACUGCGAGUUGGGCUCAUCAGAAGGCCAUUUUCCUGCCUUUGUUUUCUCCACGUUCAUAAGUUUGCUUUAGCCUGGAAAAGGUUACAUUUGCACAUUCUGACAUUUUUGGAAGCUACAGCUAGGCUAAAGCAAUUUUCUGAUAAAUAUUGAUAUCUGUCUGCAUUUUAGCUGCAAGCAUUGCUUUAUAUUCUUGGAUAUUCUAACAGUUUGCAGUGACUACUAUUGUUGCCUUUAAUGCAUGGUCAAUGAUAAAGCCUUUUUGUUAGCUAAUGUUACUCAUCAUCGAAACUGGUCUUUCUCUCCCAUUGUGAUACUCACACACAGCCUAAGACUGCCAGGUACGAUGAAUCCCUCAAACACCUUGCUGCUCUCCAAGAGCUAACCAAAGCAGACUACAAGAUUGCUAUGAAUAAAGCUGUUGUUGAGUUUUACAAAAGUGGCCAGACCACCACUGGAGCCCUGAAGCAGAAGCUGCUUGCAAUAAAGAACCAGGUACACACUACUGCAGAGGAUGUAGAUGGUCUGGACGAUGUGGAGAAUAGUUUGCUGUAUUACAAUCAAGCCGUCAUCCAUUACCACAUGCGACAGUACUCCGAGGCCAUCUCUGUCGGGGAGAAGCUCUACCAGUUUCUGGAGCCAUUUGAAGAGAAGUUUGCUCAGGCAGUGUGUUUCCUGUUGGUGGACCUGUACCUGCUCACCUUCCAGCCAGAGAAGGCGCUCCACCUGUUGGCUGUGCUUGACAAGCUCUCAGUCCAAGGAGGCAAUAAGAACAGCAAAGGGGAGCUCAACAGUUCCAGCAAAGACAUAGGGAGCCAGAAAGCAGAGUUCACAGCCUUGAUAGAGGCGGCAAAGUCCAAAAUCCACCAGUACAAAGUCCGAGCCUACAUCCAGAUGAAGUCGUCCAAAGCCUGUAAAAGGGAGAUUAAGUCUGUGAUGAACACAGCGGGAAAUUCUGCUCCCUCACUAUUCCUCAAGAGCAACUUCGAAUACCUAAGAGGAAACUACCGUAAGGCCAUAAAACUGCUCAACAGCUCGAACAUUGCGGAGCACCCUGGUCCCAUCAAGACAGGUGAAUGUGUACGAUGCAUGUUCUGGAACAAUCUAGGCUGCAUCCACUUUGCAAUGGGUAAACACAACCUGGGCAUUUUCUACUUCAAGAAGGCACUGCAGGAGAACGACCACACCUGUGCGCAGCUUGGAGAUGGCAGCAAUGGUCAAUCUAAGAACUUCACAGGCAUCCCCAUGUGUGCACUGCUAGCUAACAAGCGCUAUGAACUUUUGUACAACUCUGGCAUCCAGUUGCUGCACAUCGGUCGGCCUUUAGCAGCUUUCGAGUGUCUGGUGGAGGCAGUGCAGGUUUAUCAUUCCAAUCCACGUCUGUGGCUACGGCUCGCCGAGUGUUGUAUCCUGGCUAACAAAGGGGGUUUGGAGCAGGAGAGCAAAGGUCUACCGUGUAAAAAAGGAAUUGUUCAGUCUGUUGUUGGUCAAGGUUACCAUCGCAAGAUUGUGUUGGCGUCACAGUCUGCACUCAACACUGUCUACAGUGAGGGCCAGUCGGCAGCUAUCCCUGUAGCAAGUAUGGAGUUUGCAGCCAUCUGCUUAAGAAACGCACUGCUGCUCCUCCCUGAACAGCAGCAGGAAGUCAAGACGGAGAACAGCUCCAAAAUGUCCACCCAUUCAGGUAGCACUGAGAGCUGCAACGAGAACAGCGACACCUGCAGUGGGAAGAGUGCAGAAUCUGACAAGUUGUUUCCUGCACCACCUUCAUCUCCUCUAAGGAAACAGGAAGUUGAAAACCUCAGGUGCUCCAUCCUAGCUUGCAGUGCUUAUGUUGCCUUGGCACUGGGAGACAAUCUGAUGGCUUUAAACCAUGCAGAGAAACUGCUGUAUCAGCCAAAGGUCUCAGGGUCACUCAAGUUCCUGGGUCACCUCUAUGCAGCCGAGUCCCUCAUUUCACUUGACCGGAUCUCUGAUGCCAUCGCCCACCUGAAUCCUGAGAAUGUCACAGACGUGUCCAUGGGAGUGCUGAACACGGAGCAGGACCAAGGGUCGGAAAAGGGGGAUGAGCCUGUGGAAUCAUCAGGGAAGCAGACCCAGUUAUGCUACCCCAGCUGUGUGACCUCGGCCCGGGCCAUGAUGCUCUUCAACCUCGGCAGUGCCUACUGCCUCAGGAGCGAGUACGACAAGGCCCGCAAGUGUCUGCAUCAGGCCACGUCCAUGGUCAACACCAAAGAGAUUCCUCCUGAAGCCAUUCUGCUGGGCGUCUACUUGGAGCUGCAGAAUGGAAACACCCAACUGGCUCUGCAGAUCAUCAAGAGGAACCAGCUGAUGCCCACCCUGGUCCAGAGGGUCUCCCCGCCUGAAGCCCGCAAGAAAGCCAUCCAGCCCAUCCAGCUCCCGUCAUCCUUCACACAAGUGCAGCGCAAGUGAGCCCCCAUCACUCGACCCACAGCACAGCGCCGCCUGCUGCUGACAGAUGGACUGAGUUCACACUAGCUCCAGCUGUCUUUUUAAUUUUGAACUGUUUUGGCAAUUAAAUACAUUUUAUUUACUGUAAA